CAACAGUGCCCCUGUGCAGUGACGUACUGUGCAAAACAAAACCUACACACAAUACACUGCACCCUUCCUGAAAACAUCAUUUGGUCUGAGCACGGAAUUCCAGAGCCUAGGGCAGAACAAAGAGAAUAAGUCAAACCUACUAAAAGAAGACUGCUCAUUUAGAAGUCAGACUUUUACAACUGAAGAAAUGCCUCCACCUCGUGUGAACAAAAUACCCAAGAAUGAACCGGCGACAAAACCCAAAAUGGGCACUCUUGACGUCCCUUUGAAUUUCUUGGAUCAGGACUACAAGGAAUUGCAGAAGAUAUGCAUCACAAAUAAAAAAAGAUUUGUUGAUGAUAAGUUUCCUUCAGACAGCAGCUCCAUUGACCCAAAGAAGAAACUUGGAUUGGAUAUGCAACAAAUCGAGUGGUUGAGGCCAUCAAAAAUAGUGGCAGACCCUCAACUCAUUGUAAAGGGGGUUUCCAGGUUUGACUAUUCCCAAGGAUCUUAUUUGGGAAACUGCUGGUUUCUUGCUUCAGUUGGAGCUUUAACCUUUCAGAAGGAUGUCAUGGACCAGGUCAUGCCAGUUGACCAGUCAUUUGGUGAAGAUUAUGCUGGGAUAUUUCACUUUAGAUUCUGGAGAUUUGGGAAAUGGAUUGACGUUGUCAUUGAUGACAAACUGCCAACAAUCAAUGGCGAUCUCAUUUUUGUUCAUUCAAAAACAUCUAAUGAGUUUUGGCCUGCCUUGCUGGAGAAAGCUUAUGCCAAGUUGUGUGGCUCCUAUGCUGACAUGCAUGCUGGUCUUGUAUCUGAGGCUCUGUUGGACUUCACUGGUGGCAUUCACGUGUGCUUUGAACCAGCUAAAACUUCUAUUGACUUGUGGAGCUUGAUGGACCGUGCAGCCAAAGCAAAGGCUCUGAUGGCCUGCGGUACAUUUCAAGGGAAAACAUCUGCCAACACAGUAUUACCCAAUGGCAUUGUUCAAGGUCAUGCAUACACAGUGACGGGGGUUUUCAAGGUAACAUGCCAAGGAAAACCAGUAAGGCUGGUGAGAGUGUUGAACCCUUGGGGAAAAGGCGAGUGGAACGGUGCCUGGAGUGACAAGUCAUCGUUGUGGAACAAAGUGAGUGAGAAGGAGCGAUCCAUGUGUCGUUCUUUGGCCAAUGACGGGGAGUUCUGGAUGUCAAUGGAGGACUUCUCCAAAAACUUCGAAGACACUGAUAUUUGCUGCCUCAGUCCUGAUUUUCUGGACAAUUCCUCUGAAUGCAGCUGGACUUCCACAUGCUACAAUGACAGCUGGGUUGCUGGGACUACAGCUGGCGGCUGCCUCAAUAAUAAAGACUCUUUCUGGACAAACCCUCAGUUUCGGGUGAGGAUUGAGGAGCUUGAUAAGGCAUGUGCUAGUGGCCAGUGCCCUGAAAACAUACUGGUGUCCCUCAUGCAGAACCAUGAAAAAAGAUACAGAAGUGAAGUUUCUAACUACUCCAUUGGCUUUGGUGUUUAUGCGAUACCACCAGAGAUGAAAGAUGAGAAGCUCCCAGCCAAGUUCUUCUACCGCAAACGCCCGGUGGAAGAUAGUGGGAACUACAUCAAUACAAGACAUGUGAUGAAAUUCUUCAAGCUUGAACCAGGAGAGUAUCUCAUUGUACCAUCCACUUUCAGUCCUAACGAGUGUGCAAAAUUCAGGUUGUGUAUCUACUCAAAGAGUGAAUCCCAUAAGAGAAACAAAAAACCUGAGAUGACAUAUGUAUGAGGUCAUUAUCGGUGACCUAUCAGUGGGAUUCCAGUUAAAUGAAAACAAACAAACAAACAAAAAAAAAAACACUACUGCAAUACUGACAGUUUCAUAUAUCCAGUGCUAUAUACAUUCCCCUGGGGCUUUUUUUGAGGUUUUACAAGCAUUAAUGUUUCCCUUGUACUGUUUAUUUUAUGUAAUAUCUGCAUUUGUGAGCUGUGAAUUUAAUGUGUUAUUAGUAUAUAUACGUAAUGUUACUUUUACAGGGUUACGGUUAACUCUGAAAACACAUUCUGGAAAUGUACACUACUAAAAAAAUAAACCAUUUUUUUCAAACAA
Molecule: messenger RNA, 2056 nt
Organism: Ctenopharyngodon idella (grass carp)
Lineage: Eukaryota; Metazoa; Chordata; Actinopteri; Cypriniformes; Xenocyprididae
Product: calpain-1 catalytic subunit-like
Exons: 13
Coding region: 188-1735 (515 amino acids)
Biological process (GO): proteolysis
Cellular component (GO): cytoplasm
Molecular function (GO): calcium-dependent cysteine-type endopeptidase activity
Source: RefSeq, a predicted model, not a curated record